AUGUCGGAGCUGACCUUCACCAAAUCAUUCCUGUCCACGCUGGAUUCACGGCCAAUCAAGCUUCGCGCCGAUCAUGUCUUCGACCCUGAGCAAAUUGGACUACGAGUUCCCUACAUCCUCCCCCGCCUUUCGGGCCCGCACCCUCCGAUGCCCAAAAAAGUGAGGUCAACACAGGCACCAGGCUCCUCUAAAUCAAUCACUGUCCGGGUCAAGUCUGCCCGCAACCCUGCUCUUGAAUUCCUGAUCUCCAAUGCCCCCCUCUCGACCACCUCUCUCCAGGACAUUCGGGAUGCUGUGCAAUUGCGCGUCACCGAUGUGCAGGGAGACCAAGUUCCGCUAGACAAGAUCAAGAUCUUAUACAAGCGCAAGCCAGUGGCUGGAACGGGGAAGACACUAGCUGAGAUAUUGGCAGACGAGCCCAUGAUUAUGGCGGGAGGCAAAGAAGUCGAGAUCGGGGUAAUGAUCAUAGGUGGCGCUCAGGUGGUUGAAUCCAUUGUGACUCAAAAGGAGAUUGCAGAGAAGCGGGAUGAAACACCACCAAAGCCUGCUAUAUGUCUGAGUGGCGAGGAAGCGUUGCAUACAGAGGCUUUCUGGGAUGACCUGCAAGGCUAUCUCGAGCAGCGAUUGAAGGACGAGGAAGAAGCAAAACGGUUGAGAGUGAUGUUCAAGGAGGCAUGGAGCUUAGCCAAGUAG
Messenger RNA from Penicillium digitatum Pd1, 693 nucleotides. RefSeq lists its product as uncharacterized. The record is from RefSeq and is a predicted model, not a curated record. Lineage: Eukaryota; Fungi; Ascomycota; Eurotiomycetes; Eurotiales; Aspergillaceae.